GGUGCACCUGAAGGCAGCACCGUGCUGUGUGGACAGCAGCAGUGGGUCGGUCUCAGUCAGUUUGGCAGCAGCUGAGAAUGUGGAGGCUCCAGCACGCUCCGCUAUUUCCAGGACCGUAAACAGGCUCUCUCUCCACCGCUGCACCCGGGCGACCUGCGCUCUCCAGUCCGGGGAGGCUUCGCUUGUUUCUGGGACCGAAUCAGAUGGUCACCCGCUGCUGCUGGCGGCGGCAGCGGCGGCUCACUGCGGGGCGAGAGAGAGGGAACCAGCCGGGGCGCUAACACCUCAAACCCGCUGCUGCUGUGGGAGAAUGCGGUGAAGUGUCAGUCGCUGAAUCCGUGAAAUCUUCGUGUGCCCCCCCCCCCUCGGUUAAAUGUGUCACCGCUCCGAAGCAGCUCUCGUAGGAAACGACGAUGGAGUGAGAUCUGCGGCGGCGGCGAGCGACUCCCAACCUGCCGCGAUUAUCUCCCCUGCGCGUAAAUAAAUAAAUGAUAGAGGAUACGAUGACCCUGCUGUCCCUGCUAGGUCGGAUCAUGCGUUAUUUUCUGCUCAGACCGGAGACCCUGUUCCUGCUGUGCAUCAGCCUGGCUCUAUGGAGCUACUUCUUCCACACGGACGAGGUGAAGACCAUCGUCAAGUCCAGCCGGGACGCGGUCAAGAUGGUCAAGGGGAAAGUGGCGGAGAUGAUGCAGAACGAGCGCUUCGGCGGGCUGGACGUCCUGGACGCCGAGUUCUCCAAGACCUGGGAGUUCAAGAGCAACACCGCGGCCGUGUACUCCAUCCAGGGCCGGCGAGACCACAUGGAGGACCGGUUCGAGGUGCUCACCGACGUCGUCAACAAGAGCCACCCUUCUAUCUUUGGAGUUUUUGACGGCCACGGUGGAGAGGCUGCUGCUGACUUUGCCAAGGCCCACCUGCCCGAGGCUCUCCGCCAGCAGCUACUGACCUAUGAACGGGAGAAAGAGCGAGACAGAGAAAAAGAGAAAGAUGAAAAGAAGGAGAGGGGCGGCCUCUCCUAUCCUUCCAUCCUGGAGAAGCAGAUCCUGACGUUGGACAGAGAAAUACUGGAUAAGCUGUCUGCCAUUUACAAUGAAGCAGGUACUACAUGUCUGGUGGCCCUGCUGUCUGAUAAGGAGCUGACGGUGGCCAACGUUGGAGAUUCACGCGGAGUUCUUUGCGAUAAAAACGGCAAUGCCAUUCCUCUAUCGCACGACCACAAACCUUACCAGCUCAAAGAGCGCAAGAGGAUCAAGAAAGCUGGUGGUUUCAUCAGUUUUAACGGUUCAUGGCGCGUCCAGGGCAUAUUGGCCAUGUCCCGUUCUCUGGGCGACUACCCCCUGAAGAACCUCAACGUGGUCAUUGCCGAUCCUGACAUCAUGUCCUUCGACUUGAACAAGGUGCAGCCGGAGUUCAUGAUCCUGGCGUCCGACGGCCUGUGGGACACCUUCAGCAACGAGGAGGCGGUCCGCUUCAUCAGGGAACGAUUGGAUGAGCCUCACUUCGGCGCCAAGAGCAUCGUCCUCCAGUCCUUCUACCGUGGCUGCCCUGACAACAUCACCGUCAUGGUGGUAAAGUUUAAAAGCAAGGCCAGUGAGCAGUAGUCCACCCAUCUACCACAUGCAGUAUCUAUAUCUUGUUUGAAUAGGCUUAAGAGGAAAGAUUUAAAAACCAGUCUAUUGGGGAUGGCUGUGUCCAGAAUUGGGGGAAAAAGCUAAUAAAUGGGUCAAUUGUUAAGGAAAGGUUUGGUAAGAGUUAGGGUUAUUGUGUGUGUGUGUGUGUGUGUGUGUGUGUGUGUGUGUGUGUGUGUGUGUGUGUG
This is a messenger RNA of Paralichthys olivaceus (Japanese flounder), 1816 nucleotides long. It is a transcript of the gene ppm1lb, whose product is annotated as protein phosphatase, Mg2+/Mn2+ dependent, 1Lb. Gene Ontology annotation, molecular function: protein serine/threonine phosphatase activity; cation binding. The record is from RefSeq and is a predicted model, not a curated record. Gene Ontology annotation, biological process: peptidyl-threonine dephosphorylation; positive regulation of canonical Wnt signaling pathway; negative regulation of canonical NF-kappaB signal transduction. Gene Ontology annotation, cellular component: nucleus; cytosol. NCBI's taxonomy places the organism in Eukaryota, Metazoa, Chordata, Actinopteri, Pleuronectiformes, Paralichthyidae.